This is a messenger RNA of Motacilla alba alba, 2793 nucleotides long. RefSeq names its product cerebellar degeneration related protein 2 (gene CDR2). The record is from RefSeq and is a predicted model, not a curated record. The transcript has 5 exons. The coding region runs from base 162 to 1535 and encodes 457 amino acids. Lineage: Eukaryota; Metazoa; Chordata; Aves; Passeriformes; Motacillidae.
AGAAGGGGGAGAGGUUCGGCAAAGUCCGGAACCGCUCGGCAAUGGCCGGAGGCGGCUGCUGAGGCGGGGAGCGGCUGCCGGCUCGCUCUGCCCCGUUCGGCGCAAGGGGCAUCGUGGGCUGGGCGCCGCCGGCUCAGCCGCCCGUGAGGGGAAGGGGCGCGAUGCUGGCCGACAGCCUGGUGGAGGAGUUCGAAAUCCGCGAGGAUGAGCCCUGGUACGACCAGCAGGACCUGCAGCAAGAUCUUCACCUUGCUGCUGAGCUUGGAAAGACACUACUGGACCGUAACACUGAGCUAGAAGAAUCCUUACAGCAAAUGUAUGCAACAAAUCAAGAGCAAUUGCAGGAGAUAGAGUACCUCACAAAGCAAGUGGAGCUCUUACGGCAGAUGAAUGACCAGCAUGCAAAAGUCUAUGAACAGCUGGAUGUGACAGCAAGAGAACUGGAAGACACUAAUCAAAAACUGGUUGCAGAGAGUAGAGCUUCACAACAAAAGAUAAUAAGCUUGACAGAAACUAUUGAAAGCCUACAAACACACAUAGAUGACCUGCAGCGACAAGUGGAAGAGCUGAAAAAGCCUGGACGGGGCCGGAUGAGCCAGGAGAGAUCUGAGCAGCCAAGAUCAAUGCACAGUUUCUCAUGCUUGAAGGAGCUGUACGACCUCCGCCAGUAUUUCGUUUAUGAUCACGUCUUUGCAGAAAAGAUUACUUCGAUGGAUAGUCAGCUAAGUCCUCUAGAAGAAGAAAAUGAGAAGUUGAAGAAGGCAGUGACAGUUCUGCAAGCCCAGCUGAACGUAGAGAAAGAGAAGAGGGUGACCAUGGAAGAGGAAUACAGUCUCAUGGUGAAGGAGAACUGUGACCUGGAGCGGAGGCUGGUCGAUACAGACUUGUAUCGGGCUCGGGCAGAGGAGCUGGAAGCCGAGGUAGCUGAAAUGCGACAGAUACUGCAGUCUGAAAACACACUCCAUAAUGCAGAGAAAUUGGUGCCAGAAUCCUUUUUCAUUUCAUUCAAGGAAUCUCUAGACAGGGAGCUCGGUCAGAGCCCGGCAGAUGAUGGACUUCUGGCAGUGUCGGAGCUUGAGAAGAAGGCGCUAAAACGGAGCAGCAGCGAAGGGCUCCUGAGCAGCGCUGCCGGGGCAGACAUUCUCAGGGGCCAUGAAGAAACCUGUAUCAGGAGAGCUGAAGCUGUGAAGCAGCGAGGGAUCUCUGUACUCAAUGAAGUUGAUGCUCAGUACAAUGCUCUGAAAGUGAAGUAUGAGGAACUUUUGAAGAAGUGUCAAAUGGAUGAAGAUUCUUUGAAACACAAGGCUGUACAAACACUGAAGCAGUAUUCCAAAGACCUAAAUGUGGGGAACACCCAGUAUGAUCUUUCAGCUAGCAAUCAAGAAUUCACAAUUGCUGAGCUAAGUGACUCUUCCACAAAUGCUCCCCCUGAAUAUAAAGCACUAUUCAAGGAGAUUUUUAGCUGUAUCAGAAAAACAAAAGAAGAAAUAGAUGAACACAGAGCAAAGUACAAGACUCUCUCCUCUCAGCCCUAACCUUAUCUGUUAGUCAAGAAUACACUUCAUAUGAAUGUCAGAAGACUCCUUAAACUGAUGUGUUUCUUAAGCACUCAAAAUGAAUGUUUUGGAUAGGCUGGUAGCCCUGUAGUUAACAAGCUAGUUAGUUAUCAGCUAGAUUCCCUGUUCCUGUGUAGCAGUAGAUUUAAUGUUUAGCACUGUCACACAAACCAGUGGUUUAAAGCAAAGAAACAUCAUAGCUUUCUGCUACACUACUACUUCAUUUUACACUUCAUCUCUGGCCAGAGCAGUGACUGAUACUUGUUUCCUUAGUCCACUUCAGAAAUAACAGAGCUAAGAACUCUGAAUCUCUCACAAGAACCUGACUAAAGCUUUCCUUUGGUUCACAGGGAUGAUCUAGCCCUGUGACUACACUGAUGGAGGAAAUGAACAAAAGCAAAGCCCCAACCAGUCCCAGGGGCAGCAUCUCCUCAGCUCCAGGAGGGGGGCAGUCCAGCUGAUCUUGCUUUGGCAGGGUGGCGGAAAGCUGUGCUUGCUUUAACCUAACACCAUGUUUUCACAAUCACUAAGCUCUCCCACAGAUUAGUAUAAAUGUCUUUCUACUAAGAAAGGAUUUGAGGUAAAGUUUGUGUGGCUUUUUAGAUACAAUUUCCUUUGUAGGGCACUUUGUCUUAAGGCAAGAUACUGUGAAUUGACUCUAUGUGUUACUUGAGACCUACGGUUCUCUGGUGGAAUGUCUGCAAAGUACAUUUUUAGAUGUAUUUGGUGAGUUAGAGAGUUGUUAUUUAGCUAUUUAACUUUAGACGUAGCCUUGACAUAGUGGAGUAGCUUUUAAUGUUGCAUACCACAAACUCUUAAGUGCUUGAGGAGACAGGCCAAGUAAAACCUUACAUUGUUUUGUCUGUUGCUUCCAGUGUUGGCCUCUCUUGACCUGUUCAUGCUGCCUGGGGGGUGGGAGGAUGGACACAACACUGCCAGCACAAAUCCUACUGAAAACGGGACCAUACUCCUGUUCUCCUUCUCCUUUUCCAUUCCCUAAUAGUAAUUGAUACAAUACUUAAUUUCUGAAAAGCAAUGAACAUGGAGAAGGUUGUUCUUCAGAACACAGAGAAAUGAGGAGGAAGGAGGAAAGGCACAAUGAAAGGUGACAUCCUUCUUGUAAAGGGUCUCAUGUGGCCAGCAGUUCUUGGGAAGCAGCUUCCUGCCGAGUUGCUGUGAGGUACCAAACCCUUGACCCAGACUGCUGACAGUUUCUCAGCUUCAGUCCAGCUGCUGC